This is a messenger RNA of Cyphellophora attinorum, 1908 nucleotides long. RefSeq lists its product as uncharacterized. The record is from RefSeq and is a predicted model, not a curated record. The coding region runs from base 1 to 1908 and encodes 635 amino acids. NCBI's taxonomy places the organism in Eukaryota, Fungi, Ascomycota, Eurotiomycetes, Chaetothyriales, Cyphellophoraceae. The transcript is spliced from 7 exons.
AUGGCCACACAACCAGGUGCUUUCGCGGUCGACGAUCCAAAGAUCCUGGCGGCUUUUCUCGAACACCUUCCACAGCGACAGAAGAAUUAUGAGAGAGGCUGUAUCCCUUCGGACAACAAGGAUGAAGAAGACGGCGACGUGAGGAAGCAGGCCUCUGCCAGCGCCGGCGUUGAACCUGCCGACGAUACUCAAGACCCGCCUGUUGGCACACCCCAACAUGAUAGCCACGUUAAUUCUGCAGCCGCGACUCCCCCAGAAGGACAUCGUGCACCUCCACCUACUCCAGAUAGUGUGGCUGUUGCUAUCGAGAGAGAAUCCAAACACCUUGAAGUGAUUCCGGAAGAUGUCAAACUGUCUUUCGAUUCAGCCGAGACCACUGAGCAACAGACUAUUGAGGAAGCUCACGAAGAGGACUCUGCUCCGAGCAACUCUGCGAAGGAGGUAUCCAACGAAGAUCGUCCACUCGAAGCUAUCCUCAGUCCAACCACGGCUACAAUUAGUGCGUUCGAUGCGUUCACCGAGAAGGGCGGCAAUGUUGGUCUAAAGGCCUCCAAGUUCGCUGGCAUUGGACGAGUUCGCAGUUCUGUGGCACCGCGGUCUGUUCUUUCGACCAAAGACUCUAAUAUUCCAGCCCCUCGCUCCCCUGUCACGCCCUCCCGGCAGUUCGCGAUGCCAGACAAAGUAGGUGAAGCCUACCAGGACUCAGUCGUUGAGCAGUUUCGCAAGCAACAGGAAGAGAAGUUGGAGAGUCGUUCUAUGAUUUUCAAGAAGUCAACCACCGCGAAGACUGAUAGCGAGCCACGGAAGGUUACCUUCAACGUCGAUGCUGCCAAACAGGCACUGGUUCAGAAGGUCGACAUCGAUACGAUGAACUCCUCCUCACCCGAUGAAAAGCAGGCCGACGACCCAGGUAGCGCCGAUCCCAGUGACGAUCAUUCCAAACCUGAGCAGAACACCGCCAAUUCUGUCAAUACAACCAAAGAGAAUAUGCCGCCAUUUGCUCCUGCCGUUAAGAAGGAAGACGCUCGUCCGAAGUUCGACGUCUCUUCCACGCCGCCGGAGUCGCCUGCUGCUUUCGAACCUCUUCCUCUCGGUCUCUUCAAAAAGCACGGGCUCAACUUUGACCGUGCGGCCGCGAUAAAGACCACCGAAUCCUCCACUGUCAUCGCAAAGAAUGACACCGAGAACAGUAGUGACAAUGGCUUCCAGCCUGCCGAGAAACUUGCAGAGUCUGUCAUCACGCCUGAGGAUGGCCAAGAUCGGGACAAUGCGUCUUUCUUCACUAGUUGGGGUGCUCCGGCCGCGCGAUCUGGUCCGAAAGCUGAGAAGCGUCGAGUGAUCAUCUCCGGACUGCCAGGUCUCAUCGACGACUGUGCUCUCGCCGGCCUCAUUCAUGAAGGUCCAUUGGAGACUUAUCGUGUCAACAAGCCGUCUGAAGGCAGUGCAGCCCUUGUCAGCGCGAUCGUUACAUUUACUACGGGAGACUCAGCACAGGCGUUUUACAACAAAUACCCUAAUGGCCUCAUUGUAAGAAUGAGCGGCAAGAAAUACGUUGCCACUGUCCAGAUGGGCGAGAACGUCGAUGUGAUUUCUGAUAAGUUUCCUCAGCCUGGUGUUAUGAAGCGCUAUCUCGAGGUUGGUGCGACUCGGGUCGUACGUGCGACGGGCGCCGAUGAGGACUGGACUCCGCGUGCACUGCGAAAGAUGGCUGAGGGUAGAGGCCGCAAGCUUGAGGCUAUUGCUGACCUCUACCAGAAUGAUGCGCGAACUAUCGACUUCCGGUUCACCAAUAUCGCUGAUGCCGUCGCGUUCCGCGGUCUUCUUACUCGCGACCACGAGUGGGAGGAUUGCACUAUCACGUUCGCCGAAGACCCUUGUGCCAAGCCUGCUGCCUCUACCGGAGCUUAA